AUGUCGUCGUACGAUGGCCGAGAGCGCUCAGAUGCGCCGCGGUAUCUUGAGCCUCCUGUCGUCACCGCUCUCAGGGAGGAGGCUCGAAAUGUCGCUGCUCCCGCCCCCAUGGAACGAUCCCUCAGCGAGGAUAUCCGGGAAGAACGCGAGGAUUUGAAAGAAGCUGCGGAACACACACUCAACGUUAUCGUGGAUUUGGACUUGGAUGGCCGAAUAAAGUGGGUUAGCCCCUCAUGGAGCGAGGUUAUUGGGACAUCAGCUCAGGAGGUAGAGGGACAGUUUAUCCACGAGAUUGCUUUGGAUAACAAGUCUAUCUUUAAGGAUGCAGUCGAUUCUAUGAAGGAAGAUGACUCCAAAAGUCAGAUUGUGAGGUUUGAUGUUCGCCUGGGCCCUUUGUCGGUUUUCUGGCAGGAUCGGAGAGCGCCUGAAGGAGAGGGGGAGGCUCCCACCGCUGAGACGGAAAAGGCGGACUUCUCACAGGAAUCUGCCGAACCAGAGGAGGAGCAUAUACUGAGCCUGGAAGGCCAGGGGAUAAUGGUUUAUGAUCGAUCUUCUGGUGGCGAUAGCCAUACUAUGUGGAUGCUUCGGCCAUCUACUGAGCCGAGGGAAGUAACGAUAGGCCUGCCUCCACUGCUCGUUGAAUCACUAGGAGUCGGAGCUGAAGUUCUCGCCAAUUAUCUCACUGUCCUCGCUGAAGUCGGGAUCAGCGAUCCUGCCCAUCACCCGCCCCCGAUGCCCGUCCUCUGCCGCAUCUGCGAGAGGCAGAUCACGCCCUGGUGGUUUGAGAAACAUUCGGAACUUUGUCUGCAAGAACAUAGAGCGGAGAUGGACGUCCAGAUGGCGCAGGAAAAUUUAAAUGAGCAUCGCCAUAGUAUCGUCAAGGUCUUGGACGCUCUCGAGGCUCGUAAAGGCAGAGAUAAUAACCCGUUUAUCGGCCCACAGGCAGAGUACAAGGGUUUGCAGAUUGGUCCUUCACCAGCAGCCUCAACUUCUGGCCUGAUCUCGGGCUCCUCUUCAUCCUCGGGCACGCCACCACGAUCUCGCGACCCGUCGACCUCUGGUCUAGGACAUUCCCGUGGACGUUCGUUUGCCGUUAGGCGUCCGCUAGCCCGUAUCGUGGAAUUAAUUCUAGAUCUAUGCGAUACUGCCCUAGAAAUCAGCACGCCUGCGCUUAAGGAAUCGCGAACGGAAGUAGGGGACGAGGUUAGGACACAGUCUCCACAGUCAGAGUCGCGGAUAUCGCAGGUCCUUCAAUGGCAGUCGCCUAGCAAUCACACGUUAGAACAGGAGAAAGGCCUGGCAGCCUUGUCCGCUGACACUGAGCAGGUUGCCCGUGCAAAGGUUGACUCUGUCUUUAGGCAUAGACGGAUUGUCGAGUAUGCUGAGCGUAUUCGAAUCGAGUUCACCGUCAUCGUGGAGGAGUGUAUCGCCGCUGCCAUGGCUAAGGCUGAUCGCAUCGCAGCUGGGAAUCUGGAAGAUUCAAGCUCUUCCUCCGACCUCGAUACUGGACCAGAGGAUCAAGAGGCUGGUAGUACACCUCAAGUCGUUCCCCUGGAGAGAACCCCUUCGGUAUCCGCAAUGUCAGCGGGCAGUAGUACUGCACGGUCUUUAUCUGGCGACCGAGGCCUUCGACGCGCUGUCGAAAGGGCUCCAACCACCCCUAUUCCCAUCUCUACCCGCUCUAGCAGCCCGAUGGAAUGUCCAACACCACGCUCGCUCAAGAGCUUGGGGAGCUUCAUCAACAACCCACCACACUCCAAACGAGGCUCUCUUCUUGCAGAAAGAGAGAGCGAUGCAGCUGAUAGCGACAGCAGUAUUCUAUCCUCCGUGUUGUCAGAGCGUAGAACGCAAUCUCCACUCUCUGAACGAGGACCAAGUCGGACCGCGAGUGCAAAGGAUAAGAACCGCCGCAGCCUAAUAUUACCUGGCGUUGCAUCCCCUCGAAGGGAAUCCCCUGCUCGAAACCCUCCCCACUCUCCCUUACGGUUGUCCAGGCCACGGUUCCCCGUAGGAAGUGAGAACGUACCAUCGCCGUCCACCUCUCCUCACUUGACGUCGGCUGAACUUGCGGCUCAUGGCCAUGGCCAAUUCUACCCUUCCCAUUCCCACCGUCAUCACCACCGUCGACAGUCUUCAGCUACCUCGCCGGAUUUAGGAAAAGCUCCAAUAUCACCACACUUGACUUCUGCUAGCCAUCCGCCACCUCCUGCCGUUGCUCCCUCGAUCAAAGAUUUUGAGAUCAUCAAGCCGAUAAGCAAAGGAGCAUUCGGAAGCGUCUACUUGUCCAAGAAGAAGUCCACCGCUGAAUACUUCGCUAUCAAGGUCCUCAAGAAAGCAGACAUGGUAGCUAAGAAUCAAGUCACCAACGUCAAAGCAGAACGAGCAAUUAUGAUGUGGCAAGGCGAAAGCGACUUCGUUGCAAAACUCUACUGGACAUUUUCUAGCAAGGACUAUCUCUACCUUGUCAUGGAAUACCUGAAUGGAGGUGACUGUGCUUCAUUAGUCAAAAUUCUCGGCGGACUAUCAGAAGACUGGGCGAAAAAGUACAUUGCUGAAGUUGUGCUGGGCGUUGAACACCUGCAUAGCCGUGGAAUUGUUCACCGAGACCUUAAGCCUGAUAAUCUUCUGAUCGACCAGAAAGGCCACUUGAAACUUACUGACUUUGGGCUUUCACGAAUGGGACUUGUGGGUCGACAAAAGCGUAUUCAGAAGAGCCCGAACGAUUCGGCGCCGGACUUAUUGAAACAUGGUCCAUUCACUCGGCCGGACGUUUCUCUUUCAUCCUCACGCUCGGCCUCCUUUGAUUUCCCUGCUACGGAUUCCCCGCACACCACUCCGUUGAUCGUCGCUGAGCCCGUUUUAACCCAGCCGUCAUACUUCAGCUUAAGCAAGGAACCUUCCUUUAGCCGUGAGCACUCAAGGAGAACAUCAGGCUACCGCAGCGAUAGUGGCAGCAGUGACACCCUUAGCCAGAUGCUAAAGAAUUGUGCAAUUAGUGAUACCGCAGGCUCAAACCCUAUGACACCCUUUGGCCACCCAUCGCUCCAGCAAUCCAAGUCUACGAUAGACGAAGAGAUACUUAGCGAAGGCAGUGAUUCACCCCACCUAUUCCCUGUGCAGGCAGCUUCCAGCUACACCACGCCAUCCUUCCCAUCCCAGUUCGAGAGUUCGCAACAGCCAAUGUUGCCGCCUCCUAUGGCCUUGUUUGAUCCUCAAGAUCACACUAGAUGCUUCGUUGGUACACCUGACUACCUUGCCCCAGAGACCAUUAAUGGUAUUGGUCAAGAUGAAAUGAGUGAUUGGUGGUCGUUAGGCUGCAUACUCUUCGAGUUUCUCUACGGGUAUCCCCCAUUCAAUGCUCAAACGCCUGACGAGGUAUUUGAAAAUAUUUUGCAUCGGAGAAUCAACUGGCCUGAAGAGGCUGAUGAAUUGGUAUCCCGCGAGGCUAAAGACAUCAUGGAAAAAUUGAUUACCAUCAAUCCGCAUGAACGUCUAGGGUCAAAUGCUGAUGAGAAAUACUCUAGCGGUGGUGCUGAGGUUCGUGCACACCCAUGGUUUUCGGACAUUAAUUGGGAUACAUUGUUAGAGGAUGAAGCUCAGUUUGUUCCUGCGCCAGAGAAUCCCGAAGAUACAGAAUACUUCGACGCGCGAGGAGCAACUCUACAUUCCUUUAACGAGGAAUUCGAAGGUCAACUUUCAUCUCCCAGUUCUAGUGGAGAUUACCCUGACCGACCCCACGAUGCGCUGUAUAAGGUGAAAACACAGGUCAAUUCUUUGAAGCGCGGUUUAAUGCCUCUUCACAUCCCGCCCCAUGUCCGUGAUACUCGGAGUCGCCGACUUAGUGAACCUGCAUUGGCAGAUGACUUUGGGAGCUUUAACUUCAAGAAUCUUCCUAUUCUGGAGAAAGCAAACAAAGACGUAAUUCAGAAACUACGACAUGAUGCAAUGCAGGCUCAGCAGCGGGCAGUCCCAAACAAUACGCCUUCAACCCCUUCCGGGCCAUCUCUCGAAGGAAGCCCCCUUCUACCGAUGCCAUUGAAGAGAACCAUGUCCCACAAUAAAGCCGGCAAUCGACCUUCUUCCCCGUCGAAUGCUAGUCUGCCCAACUCGUCUUCCCCUAGCAGACCUUCCCAGCCUGGCUCCCCUCUACUCGUACAAUUCAGCACUGCCAACCAUCACGAGCGACGGAAAACAUCUGGUUCGUCCACAUUUUCACCCGCUUCGUCUGGGUCUGCACCUACAAGCGGCGGCUUUGAACCUCCUCGUCUUUCUACCAACUUAAAGAUGUCGACAUCGACUGCGUCAUCGCCGAUAAAGAGCAUGAAGACUUCAAUGUCAUCCGAGACCGCAUCUCUACAUCGUCAAAGCAGUGUACCAAGCUCUCGGUCGAGGUCUCAUACUAUUGGCUCUCAAGAUAGCGACUUGACACCAGCAAAGGAGUCCUUUGUGCCUGGCCACUAUAAGCGCAAGAGUCAACUUUGGGAUAUUUCCCCAUCUUCCUCCGACAAUGAGGAUCCUCGCGCCAAAGCCUUGUUAAAGGUCCAGAGACGGAGGCAAAGUUCACGGAGAUUGUCGCAGAUUAAUUUGGUGGAAGGCCCCUUUUUCCGCCCGCUCGAUAUCCUGAUAUGCGAAGACCACCCGGUCUCGAGGUUGGUCAUGGAGACCCUCUUUGAAAAAUUACGGUGCCGGACAAUCACAGCAAUUAAUGGCUCGGAAGCGAUGAGAUAUGCUUUGAGUGAAGUGCAAUUCGAUAUCAUCAUGACCGAAUUCAAAUUGCCUCAGAUCAACGGAGCGGACGUCGCCCGGAUGAUUCGUGAAACUAGGAGUGUCAAUACCCAUACCCCUAUUAUUGCUGUGACUGGAUAUUUGAAAGACCUUCCGGAGACCCAUCAUUUUGACUCUCUUAUCGAGAAACCGCCAACUCUCCAAAAGCUAACGGAAAUUCUUUGUAAAUUCUGUCAAUGGAAACCUCCGCCAAAGGAUGAAUCUCCUAUCACCUACUCAGCAUUACGGCAGAAAUCCGGUGGCCUAGAAGAUAGCCCAAGCUCUGGAUCUUCCGGCUUUGUUACAAUACCUACCGGUUCCUAUCGGGGUUCGAGCCGCGAAGACUCUAUUGAUAGCAGCAGCUUUGUCGGCGAGUUUGAAUCUCCAAGAUCAGAUGAUAUUCCUGUCAUCAUUGGCCACCGACCUAUUGAGGGCUGGGAACGCAAUCGAGGUGGAGGGCUCGGUAUCACUGAUGAUGGCUCAUCGACUAUUUCACGGCCCAUCGUGACCGAAUAUCCAUCGUCUACCACUCCACCAAACCUUCUCCACGCAACUUCUGCGCCUGCGGCGUUCUCCAUACCGGGCGUCUCUACCCCGCGGAAGCGUAGCUCUGUUGAAUGCAUUCGAGCUAAGCGUGAGUCUCUUGAAAAGAAACGCUAUGAGGGCGCUGAAUCUGGUGAUGACGAAGAUGAGGAGCUCGGGAAUACGCAAGCUCGUAAAAGCCCACAGUUCACACCUGGAAGAACUCGACGGUCCGGCUCGAAGCUUGGUACGGAAAUGAUGAGGACGAAUAGUCGUGGGAGUGUAGUGAGCGUGGGUGAGGAUUAUAUGAAAGAGCGAGAAGUGGAAUCCGAUACGCAGACUGCUUCUUCGGGUACAGCUUCCACUGUUGUGCCAUCAGCUACUAUUGAAAGCACUAUGGACCGCUUGCAUUUAAGUGACGAGGCUCUCGGAGUCCUUCCAGAGGAUCCAGAAAAAGAGGAGGCCUCAGCUAUCAAUACCCCGUCAAACAGUCCCACGCCAGGUGAACUCGGCCAACGGCCUACGAAAGCACGGCCAAAUCUGAACCUACCAGAAAAUUCACUUUCCCCCUCCAGUCACCCUUUGUCAACCGCGCAGGGUAGCAUAACCCCACCCCUUAUCUCGCCUGGUACCAAGACGACAACUCCAGAGAACCACAAUUUCACCCUAGGCAGAACGGAUAACAGCCAAGAGGACACCGAAAUCACUCCUAAGCCGCAAGUUAGUGCUAGCUAUGUUGGUGGUGGGAAAGAUGAAAAUACCCCCGACGAGCCAACCCCUCGUGCAUCAGAUCGAACCAAGUCGCAUACUAGGGAGCUCGUGCUAGGCUGGAUGCGACGAUAA
Molecule: messenger RNA, 6129 nt
Organism: Arthroderma uncinatum
Lineage: Eukaryota; Fungi; Ascomycota; Eurotiomycetes; Onygenales; Arthrodermataceae
Product: serine/threonine-protein kinase ppk18
Exons: 2
Coding region: 1-6129 (2042 amino acids)
Biological process (GO): phosphorelay signal transduction system; peptidyl-serine phosphorylation
Cellular component (GO): nucleus; cytoplasm
Molecular function (GO): ATP binding; protein serine/threonine kinase activity
Source: RefSeq, a predicted model, not a curated record